AACUCGAACAUGUUCGGAUGGCGUACAAAGAAGAACGUCUCGAACAUCGCAUCCAAAAAAAAAGUAGGAGGCGCGCGGUUCGGACGGUUUUCGCGGAAGAACGAACGAGGAUUUUGAAGCGUAGGUGAUGCCGAGAGUUUGAUAUUUUGAUAUCAAUUAAUCCCUGAGAACGGCAACAAGCCACUAUACUGAGCAGACGUGCGGUGGGUGGCGAUAUAUUCCAGUUCUGGGGGCGCAACAAAGUAGAGGCCAAGUGGUUGCAAGUGGAAAGCAGACGACGCCGCGAACUGUGUGUGCGAAAAGCGGUGGAAAAGCGUAUGAAAUACAAACAACAAUACGCGUUGGAUAACAUAUCGUCUCCGGAUAAUGUUUCCUUAAACUCGAAAAUAUCCCCAUUCCCUGGAAAAUAUCCCCACCGAAUCGGUCUCUGUGUGUGUGUGUGUUUUUGUUUCUCAAAGAAGAAGGAGAAGGAGAAGCAGGAAGGCGAAGAAAAUAACAGUUGAACGACAAGCUUCUAACUGUUUUCUGGCGAAGGAGUGGCCAAAGAGUGCGCGAAAAAAGUGUGCGAAAAGCGAGCGAUUUUUAUGCAAUUUCCCAGGUCCAUACUGAGAAAAAUAAAGCGUCUGUCUGUCUCCGCCAGUCGGCCAGUGUACAUGUCCUGUGUCUGUGUAUGUGUCUGUGAGUGUAUAGCAAAAACAAACAACAAAAACAACAAACAACUAGGAAGCAAGGAUCUACACUGUCGCUCAGGGUAGUUUGUUUGAGUUUUUGAACAAAAGCCCAACAUCACAGCCCACAAAGGGAAAAGGGAGCAAGGACAGGCAGAGAGGAGAGUACACCCCACACACACACACACACAUACACCCCGCUCCUUUGUGUGCGCUUUUGCCGCCUGGAAUGCAAUGCUACAACAACAACAGGGCCAUGGACAGCAGGGGAGGAAACGCUUAAUUGUUAGAAGCAGCAUCAGGAGCAUCAUCAUCAUCAUCGGUGGCAGUUGCAUCCAAAAAAAUCAAGCCGCCUGCUGAGGAGGAAGCAGAUGCACGACUACUUGCAACAAAGCCGAAAGUGCACCAUCUCCGCCAGAGCUAUAUAAGGAACUCUAGUGUCACGUGGUUUUCCAAUCAAAAUGAAAUAAAAGGCAAAUAAUAGAAACAAAAUCCAACCGAAUCACCAAACGACUAACGAAUUUUAAUCGAAUUCUGCACUGAGCCAGUAGAGAAAUCAAUAGAACCAUGGAUCUGAGUCUGGAACGCGACAGCUCCGCUCUGGGAAGUCUGUUUCAACAGAUUAUCAAUGAUAUGAAGAACACCUCGCCGUUGUGGGAGGAUUUUGUGGCCAAGGCGGGAAAACUCCAUACAUGUUUGAGGGCCGCCAUCCAAGCAAUCGCCGCCUAUUUGGAUGCCUUCCAAAAGAUAGCAGAUGCGGCGACCAAUUCAAGAGGCGCUUCCAAGGAGAUCGGCACCGCCCUCACCCGGGUCUGCCUGCGCCACAAGGCGGUGGAGACGCGCCUGAAGACCUUCACCACGGCCAUCAUGGAUUGUUUGGUGCAGCCGCUGCAGGAGAGGAUCGAGGACUGGAAGCGCACAGUGGCCACCAUCGACAAGGACCAUGCCAAAGAGUACAAGCGGUGCCGGAGUGAGCUGAAGAAGCGCUCCAGCGACACGCUGCGCCUCCAGAAGAAGGCGCGCAAGGGCCAGACGGACGGGCUCCAGUCCCUGAUGGACUCGCACAUGCAGGACGUGACACUCCGCCGGGCCGAGUUGGAGGAGGUGGAGAAGAAGUCCCUGAGGGCGGCCAUGGUGGAGGAGAGACUGCGGUACUGCAGCUUUGUCCACAUGCUGCAGCCGGUGGUGCACGAGGAGUGCGAGGUCAUGUCCGAACUGGGUCACCUCCAGGAGGCGAUGCAGUCGAUAGCUCUGGUCACCAAGGACCCCAGUGUCCUGCCCCAGGCCUCCGAGGAACUCAUCCACGAUGCCAAGGCCAGCAUUAAUCUCUACCCAGAGUCCCCGGGUGGCGGUUCUGGGUCUCAGGGUGGAGGCUGCUCCAACUCGCUGGGUUCCCGUAAGAGCUCCGUCUGCUCCAUCAGUAGCAUCAACAGCAGCGGCUCAAGCAACUCACCUGGCCAUCACCACUAUCCGCGUUCCCUGUCGCAGUUUGUAACGCCCGCAAUUCGCUUGAAACCUGGUGAAUCCAGUGAUAGUGGCUUUUGCUCAUCGCCAGCGCUAACAACACAGACAUCGAAUGCCACCAAUCAGACGGCGAAUGUAUCCACCUGGCCGCCACACAAUCAGGACACUGUGGACAGCCUGCCACCGACCGCCGACCGGCCGCAUACCAUUUCGACCGCCUACGAGAAGGGCCACCAGCGACCGCCGCUCACAGUCUAUACGUUCCAGAACCCGGAGACCAUUCACGAGUCAACCACUGGCCUCAAUAAUGGCUCCCCAGCCGCCGCCAAUGGACAGUCCUCGUCUGGCCAGACCACUCCGGCCACCCAGAAGUCCCCGGCUGCCUCCCUCAGCCGGCCACCUCUGCCAGUUAAGCCAGCCCACGUGCGCUGCUCGUCGUUGGAGCGUCCGUUGUCGGCCCAGAGCAACCACCGCCAGGGUAGCGGGAGCAAUCUGCUGCAGCGGCAGUGUCCCUCACCGAUUCCAGCUCAUAUCACGAAAGAGCUGUCCGCAGCGCAUCAUGCCCAGCAGCAGCAGCAACAGCAACAGCUCCAGCAACAUCAGCAACAACAGCAGACACCGCCCACCUACGUGAAUAUGUCCGAGUUGGCCAACAUGGCGGCCCUGAAACUGACUAACCACCAGAACCAGCAACAGCAGCAGCAGCAGAAGCCCUCGCCGCCGCCUUUGAAACAACAGAGCUCCAUCGACUCGAUCAGCUCACAGCAUUCCAAUGACUCCACGGGUUCGCAUCAACUGCUCCAACAGCAGCAACAUCAUCAGCAACACAUGCAACAGCAGCAAAAUCAUCACUCCGCCUCUGCCACAGCCACUCGCUCCCAUUCCAUAUCCUCGACGGCCUCGUCGCUGCACUCGCAUCCGUCAAUUGACUCGACGGUAGCUUGUGGCUCCCUGGUGGGCCAGCACAACCACAGCACCAGCACCAACACGAACACGACCACCACCUCGCCGUCCAGUGGCUGCUCCACGCCACAGAAUCAUUACUCGCCCUUGCUAACCAACUCACCCACGUCCACUGCCGCAGGUACACCCAGUGGCAGCAGCAUCGGCACGGGAGCCGGCCUGGGCUUUGUCUAUCAGGUCAGCUCUCCCACUCCGCCCGCCAGCGAGGUGCUGAAGAUCACCGAGCAGGGUUCCGGCUCUGGCCAGGCAUCUGUAAACAAUGACGUGGAGGAGGAAGAGACCGACGAGCGAUCGCGGGCUUCCGUCUUGCAGAAGGCCUCGAUGUUCGAGAAGGCGGCAGCUGCGGCUGCCAUAUCGCCACCGGCUCCGGUUCCAGUCGCUCCACCAACUGCAUCGGUUGGCCCGGCCGGAGGAGGACGCCGAUCCGAGGCGGAGCAGCAGGAAAUGGACAAGUCUUUCGAAGAUUCAAUCCAAGCUCUAAAUAAUUUAAUUGGCGAACUAGACUCGUUCCAACGCGAGAUCGAUGAGGGCAAGGGCAAGCAGAUGAUGAUGAUGACCAGCCUGACCGGCAGCAGUAACAACAAUGUGACGAAUGUGACCACCACCAGCAGUUCCACCAGCAGCAGCGACAACCACAACACGCCCGCCGGCAACACCAGCACCAUCGAGCCCUGUGCCAUCAGCAAUCAGACGCACUCGAGCGGCUGCGGCACCGACAUCUCGGACACUACCUCGGAUGAGUUGGGCGGCGACGAGAGUGCGGAGGCACGGCGACGGGAUCGGGAUAGGGACAGGGACCUGCUUGGAGCCAGCGAUUCGGAGCUGAGUCGUUGCUAUGUGAGCGAGACGAGUUCGCUGACCGGCGGGAUGACGGCCGGCGGCUACGAGAAUCCCACAUUUGCGCACUUUGUGGCGGCCAGUGCCAGUCGGGAGGAGGCGGGUCCGGGUGACAGUGUCUCCCUGGCGUCGGACAGCCUGUGUCUGGGGCAACCGCGCCACGCCUACGUGGACACCUGCAGCGAUAGCGGCAGUGCCGUGGUGGUGAUCUACGACCACCAGAUUCCCAUCACGCCGGACAUCGAGUUCGUGAAGCAGAACUCGGAGAUAGUGCUGCUGCGCACCAAGGAUCCCCAGCCACAGGCGCUACAGCUGCACGAGAUGCGCGAGCUGCAGCAGCUGCCGACGAACCUGGCUGGAACGCCGGACUCCUCGCCGGAUGGCCAGGCGCCACCGCAGCCGGCCACAGCAACCGUGGCGCCCGCCAAGCAGCGACUCUCCUCCUUCCGCGCCACCAGCGAACAGCAGCUGCAGCUCCUCGGACGCGGCAGUCCCCAAAGAGGUAAAGCCACCACUGAGCCGGCACAGGACCAGCACCCACCACCACCACCACCCCCCCAGCAGCAGCAGCAGGUGGCCAGUGAGCUGCAGCCAGUAGAUCCUGUCAAGCGCCAGCUGCCGCCCAAACCGAACAGCCUGAGCCUUUUCAGUGGCCCAGCGCCCAACACGCUGGCCAGCGACAAGCCCCUGGUGCCCCGAAAGUCAGACUUUAAGGCCGAUCUUGAUGCCAAAAUACGCAGACAGAAGCACAAAGUCCAACAGCAAUUGCAGCAACAGCAGCAAUCGCCGCCUCAGCAGCAAGCACCUUCCGCCACACAACCGCAACAACAACAGUCACCACCACAACAGUCGCCCCCAAACCGAAACUGUAAUGUCACUAAUAAGCCAGCCGCCAAUGUUACUGCAUCCGCAUCAGCAUCUGCAUCUAAAGUGAACCAAAAUCAUAGAAAUCCAUGCCAAAAUCAGACAGCUGCAUCAUCCAAUCAUAAGCAAUAUAAGACGCCCCCAGCCUGCCCGACAUACUCAUCUUCAUCGACAUCGCUACCAUCGCUACCAUCGCUACCAUCAUUGCCAUUAUCAGUCAGCACCUCAUCAGCAAACUCUCCGCCAUCGAUGUUGCCCGCCAGUGCCCGACCAGUAGCCCACUCACCACAUCUAUACUCCAAUGCCAAUGCCAAUGCUAGUGUCCCAGCCAAUCCUCAUAGCCCGGCCAAUGCCCAUGCCAAUGUCAAGCCGUGCAUUACGCCCAGGCCGGCUUCGUUGUCGGGAGGAGGAGCAGGUGGCGGUGGAUCCACGCGCAUCGCCCGCCGUUCGUCCAUCAACCAGGCCAAGCCACCGCCGCCAGUCAGACGCAGCUCUUCGGUGACCCCCAGUCCCAAUGCCUCGGUUGGGCUGAAGCAACCGCAGCAGCCAGAGCACCUGCACCUGCACCAGCAGCAGCUAAGCAGCUCCAGCGAGCACUUGCCGCCGCCGCCGGCUUUCCUGCUGGACUCCAUGCCGCAAAGUCCGCCGCCAGCCGCCAUGCCCAGCUCGGCGCUGAAGGUAUCCGAGACGGUGCGAGCCCUGGCGGCCUUGCGCCAUCAGCCGGCCUCUCCGGUGGCUUUGAGACGCAUGCAGCAACAACAGCAGCAGCAGCAGCAACAGCUACAACACCAGCAACAGCAACAGCUACUACAGCAGCAGCAGCAGCAACAACAGCCUUUUCUACAGUCCCUGCACCAGUCCCCCUCGAACGAUGAUCUAAGCUACGAAGUCUACUACGACUCCUACCUGGAUCUGCACGCCUAUGCUCCCGCCCAGCAACGCCUUACCCAACAUCAACAGCAGUAUCAGCAACAGCAACAGCAACAUCUCAUGUAUCUGCAACAGCAACAUCAGGCUGCCCAGCCGCCUGUCUAUCAAGCUCCGCCGCCCGUCGACGCCACGUUCCGCACCUCAUCACCUGCCGCUGGCGGAGGCGGGGGCGGGGGCGGCAUUUACGCCCAACCCAAGCUGGUCAACAGCAUGUCCAGCUUCCGCACCAGUAGCCCCAGUCCCAACGGACACGCUCACCCACUGCCACCGACACAGCCCAAGGCGAACCCGAAUCUGAUAGCACAGCUCAAUGCACGACUCAACAGCAAGCAACAGCACCAGCAGCACGAGGGGAUCUACGGCAACCAGCAGCAGCAGCAACAGCAACCCGGAGGGGAUUCGAUUUAUAUGCGAGGAGGUUUGCCCAUGUCGCAAACGCCUCAGCAGCAACACUUUGACGGUAAAUCUGAACAGCAAAUGCAACAUCAACAGCAUAGAAUUUACGCUAGUUAUGGCACCUCAUCGUCACAAGUCGCCACAUCAGCCCCUGGCUCUGGCUCUGGCUCUGGUUCAGGCUCAGCCAUCUCAUCGGGCAGCAAUGCCCAGCCGUCCAUACUAACACCGACCUCCACCUUCAACGCCCUGCCCCACUUUCCAUUAUCCUCAUCCACAUCAUCGUUGCUAUCCAAAGUCAGUUCAUUCUCAAACGCCUCAUCCUCGCCGCCAACGGCCGUGUCGGCCAACAAUUCGCAUUACCAGCCUCCCCAGCCGCCCACUGCGUCAUCGGGCGGCACAGAUUAUGGCUCGUACUCAAGUUCGUUUAAUAAAAAUUCAGCAGCUGCCCAAAUGUCGAACAACAUGCGACAAGUCCAUCCACCGUACCAGCACCACCAGUCGCAGUCACAGCAACAGCAGCAGCAUUACACCUGCCCGCCUCCGCUGGAGGAUCCACCGCCGCCGCCCAUUUACGCCGCCGGCGCUUCGGCCACGAUGCCCAAGAAGAUGGCCCGCCCCCUUGUCGGCCAUGCGCCGCAUGCGAGCGCCUAUGCAGCUGCUUCGGCCACGGCCACGCUGCCCAAAAACAUAAUGCAACAGCAGCAACAGCACCGAUUGCUGCAACAGCAACAGCAGCAGCAGCAAUAUCAACAGCCAACAGGCAUGGGCAAUGGGAAUGGAAAUGGCCAUGGUCACGGACACGUAAGUCACCGUCCGCAGUUGCCACUGCCCCAGCAGAAGAUGCGGGCUGCCCAGCAGCAGCAGCAGCACUUGGUGGAGCAGCAACACCAGCCGCCCAUCCCAUCGCGGCAUUCGAGUGUCCAGCAAAAGAUAUUCGUUUCGACGAAUCCAUUCAUCCAAACGACGGCAGUCAAGUUCCACUCUCCAUCCGCCUCGCCAAUUUGCGGCUCCCCGGGAUCUGGCACCGGAUCGGUAUCUGGAUCUGGGUCUUUGGCCAGCAUUUAUGCGACAACAGCACGAGGCAGUCACCAGCAACAUCCGCACCAGCAACAGCAACAACAACAGCACUACUAUCGCGAUGUUGCUGGAGGCAAUAGCAAUGGCGGUGGUGGAUACUACAACCACAAUGCCCAUGGCCACGCCCACUCCAACGCCCAUGCCAAUGCCCAUGCCCAUGUCCAGGCACAUCAUGCAAACUAUGCCACAAGCACAAAUAUCGAAAAGACUGGCAGCAUUCGGGCCAAGACCAAGGCCGAAUUCCUCGAGAAUCUCAACGCGAAACUGGCCAAGCAGGGAAUGUCUGGACGAGCAUUCGCCGUGCGCAAUCUCAUCAACAGCAAGGCCCUGCCUGAUCCGCGCAUCUGUCACGAGUCGCUGAUGGAUCAGAUCAAACGCGGAGCCACCUUGAAGCGUAACCAGAAGAUCAACGAUCGCAGCGCUCCAAAAAUACAUUAAAUUAACCUAUAGGCCUAAGCGAUACAAUAUUAUUUAUUAUCCUAGUAAUUAAAAUAUGAAUAAUCAUGAGGCCCCGAUGAGGCCCCUGCUCGAUCGCAGGCGGCUAUAGAGUUUGGUUUGAAACUGACAACUCGUACAACACAUAACACGAAACCUAAAUACAUAUUAUAACGGUAAACAUAUACGAUAUACGAUAUUUAACAAGCGCAGUAAGCUUAACUCGAACUAAUCAAUAUCCCUAUUGAUUUCCUAAAUCCCAAGAAUAUUAUCGAAAGGCGUUUUCUGUUAGGAAACAUGGAAGACAGAUGACCGAUAGAGUUCUUUUGUGUUUAGUUAUAACUCUUACUCGAAUUUACGUUUAGUGAACUUCUGUUUAAAAAUAUAUAUAUUAUGUUUAUGUAUUUACCCUAUUUAUAAUUUCGCUUUGUUUACGUACAUGUAUAUAUCUAUGAAUAUGAUUUAAACAACAAUCGCAACUAAUCUGACACCUAAUAAAUGGAAUUUAUCGUAA
This is a messenger RNA of Drosophila ananassae, 8148 nucleotides long. RefSeq names its product DNA N6-methyl adenine demethylase (gene mim). Bases 1236 to 7637 code for a protein of 2133 amino acids. Gene Ontology annotation, cellular component: cytoplasmic side of plasma membrane; actin cytoskeleton. The record is from RefSeq and is a predicted model, not a curated record. The transcript is spliced from 18 exons. NCBI's taxonomy places the organism in Eukaryota, Metazoa, Arthropoda, Insecta, Diptera, Drosophilidae. Gene Ontology annotation, biological process: cell projection assembly; plasma membrane organization. Gene Ontology annotation, molecular function: phospholipid binding; actin binding.